Molecule: messenger RNA, 4496 nt
Organism: Otolemur garnettii (small-eared galago)
Lineage: Eukaryota; Metazoa; Chordata; Mammalia; Primates; Galagidae
Gene: PRKCA
Product: protein kinase C alpha
Exons: 17
Coding region: 72-2090 (672 amino acids)
Biological process (GO): protein phosphorylation
Molecular function (GO): ATP binding; zinc ion binding; diacylglycerol-dependent serine/threonine kinase activity
Source: RefSeq, a predicted model, not a curated record
CCCGCCCCCGCCCACCCCGGCCCUCCCCGGCUGCUGCUCCCCGGCGGAGGCAAGAGGUGGUUGGGGGGACCAUGGCUGACGUUUUCCCGGCCAACGACUCCACGACGUCUCAGGACGUGGCCAACCGCUUCGCCCGCAAAGGGGCGCUGAGGCAGAAGAACGUGCACGAGGUGAAGGACCACAAAUUCAUCGCCCGCUUCUUCAAGCAGCCCACCUUCUGCAGCCACUGCACCGACUUCAUCUGGGGGUUUGGGAAACAAGGCUUCCAGUGCCAAGUUUGCUGUUUUGUGGUUCACAAGAGGUGCCAUGAAUUUGUUACGUUUUCCUGCCCGGGUGCGGAUAAGGGCCCUGACACUGAUGACCCCAGGAGCAAGCACAAGUUCAAAAUCCACACUUACGGGAGCCCCACCUUCUGCGAUCACUGCGGCUCGCUGCUGUACGGACUUAUCCAUCAAGGGAUGAAAUGUGACACCUGCGACAUGAAUGUUCACAAGCAGUGCGUGAUCAAUGUCCCCAGCCUCUGCGGAAUGGACCACACAGAGAAGAGGGGGCGGAUCUACCUGAAGGCCGAGGUCACCGACGAGAAGCUUCACGUCACGGUACGAGAUGCAAAAAAUUUAAUCCCUAUGGAUCCAAACGGGCUUUCAGAUCCUUAUGUGAAGCUGAAACUUAUUCCCGAUCCCAAGAACGAAAGCAAACAGAAAACCAAAACCAUCCGCUCUACACUAAACCCCCAGUGGAAUGAGUCCUUUACCUUCAAAUUAAAACCUUCAGACAAAGACCGGCGACUGUCUGUAGAAAUCUGGGACUGGGACCGAACAACAAGAAAUGACUUCAUGGGAUCCCUCUCCUUUGGUGUUUCAGAGCUAAUGAAGAUGCCGGCCAGUGGAUGGUACAAGCUGCUUAACCAGGAAGAAGGGGAGUACUACAAUGUACCCAUUCCCGAAGGAGACGAGGAAGGAAACAUGGAGCUCAGGCAGAAAUUCGAGAAAGCCAAGCUCGGCCCUGCUGGUAAUAAAGUAAUCAGUCCUUCGGAGGACAGGAAGCAACCUUCUAACAACCUUGACCGAGUGAAACUCAGUGACUUCAAUUUCCUCAUGGUGCUGGGGAAGGGGAGUUUCGGGAAGGUGAUGCUUGCCGACAGGAAGGGGACGGAAGAGCUGUAUGCGAUCAAAAUCCUGAAGAAGGACGUGGUGAUUCAGGACGACGAUGUGGAGUGCACCAUGGUGGAAAAGCGCGUCCUGGCCUUGCUGGACAAGCCCCCGUUCCUGACGCAGCUGCACUCCUGCUUCCAAACGGUGGAUCGGCUGUACUUUGUCAUGGAAUACGUCAACGGCGGGGACCUCAUGUACCACAUUCAGCAAGUAGGAAAAUUUAAGGAGCCACAAGCAGUAUUCUAUGCGGCAGAGAUUUCCAUUGGAUUGUUCUUUCUGCAUAAAAGAGGGAUAAUUUAUAGGGAUCUGAAGUUAGACAAUGUCAUGUUGGAUUCGGAAGGACAUAUCAAAAUCGCGGACUUUGGGAUGUGCAAGGAACACAUGAUGGAUGGAGUCACAACCAGGACCUUCUGCGGGACUCCAGAUUACAUCGCCCCGGAGAUAAUCGCCUAUCAGCCGUAUGGGAAAUCCGUGGACUGGUGGGCCUAUGGUGUCCUGCUGUACGAGAUGCUCGCCGGGCAGCCUCCGUUUGAUGGUGAAGAUGAAGACGAACUAUUUCAGUCUAUCAUGGAGCACAACGUCUCCUACCCCAAAUCCUUGUCCAAGGAGGCCGUUUCCAUCUGCAAAGGACUGAUGACCAAACACCCUGCCAAGCGGCUGGGCUGCGGGCCUGAGGGAGAAAGGGACGUCAGAGAACACGCCUUCUUCCGGAGGAUCGACUGGGAGAAACUGGAGAACAGGGAGAUCCAGCCGCCGUUCAAGCCCAAAGUGUGUGGCAAAGGAGCAGAAAACUUUGACAAGUUCUUCACGCGAGGACAACCCGUCUUAACGCCGCCCGAUCAGCUGGUCAUCGCUAACAUAGACCAGUCUGACUUUGAAGGCUUCUCGUACGUCAACCCCCAGUUCGUGCACCCCAUCCUUCAGAGCGCAGUAUGAAAUUUCACCGGCGAGAGAAAACGCACUCCCCCCUCAAGCCCCCAGCCCCCCAGGAGUGGGAAAUGAUCCUUAAGCCUAAAAUUUUCAAGGCCAUGGCCUUGUGUCCUGUUGCGCUCGGAGGCCUGAAAAUUAUAGGGUUAUUAGUCCCAAUGUGAUCAACCUUUCAGGGUCUCUCACAACCAAGAACAAUCUCUUAGUGGAAGAUGACGUAAUGUACAGUGUCCAGUUUAAUUAUGUAGAAGUCACAUCUGGCUGUAGAUUAUGACCCUCCCUAGAAAGCAGACUGUUGCCCCUUUUUUGGGUACAAUUUGAUAUAUUUUCCAUACCCUCCGUCUGUGGAUUUUCACCAUCGGGAUUCCCCAGCCAGAGAUGUUAAAGUGAACCUGCCCCAGGCCCAGCGGGCUGCAAACAUCUCCACCCAAGACAUCUCGGAAUGAAAGCACGGGGCACCCAGAGAGUGAGCAAGGAAGGAGUGGAGGUAGGUAGGGGAGGCUUCACGACAUCCUCUGCAUCUGUCCUCUCCCUUGAUGGAAACAGUCCCUAGAAUCUGAGAGGCCAGGAUGGACCUAAUCACUGUUCCCAAACACUGACGCAUCAUCACCCAACCACAGUCCAGUGGUUACCAGUUUAAAAAAAAAAAGGAAAGAGAACCUCAGAUGAGUGUUGGGUGAAUCUGUCACCUGGUACCCUGCUUGGUUGGUACUUGCAUUCUUUUUAAGAGGCCAAAUCAUGUAAGGACUCUGCUAAAUGAGCAUGUGAAACCAUUUCAGAUAAGGAUAAACCAUUGUGUGUGUGUACGUUCCUUUUAAUCUCUGGGAGAUUAUUCUUCGAUCCAGGGUGCCAUCAGUCAAUCAUGCCACUAUUCACAAGUGUCGUUAGCCAACCUCCACCCUCCCACUAACAUUGUGCUCCCUGUGUUGCUACCCUCCCCUGAGAAACUGAAGUGUACGCCCCAUCCCCUUUUGUACUUAUUUAUUAAUAGGCCGCAGUGUCGUUGAGGUACGGUGUACAGUAACAUAAGCAGUGCGUUGACUGAGCAUCAGUCCUACUGAUUGGCUUUCUUCCCUUCUCCAGCCCUUCACGUCCACUUAGGGAUGAAAAAUGAGUGAGGUUGGGGUUCCCACCCCCGUUGAGUGACACCCCUGGACCUAUAGAAUCAGGACACCUGGACGCAGAGCAGCUCUAGGACGUUUUAUCACUAGAAAGAUUUUAAUGUUUUGCAGAUGCAUCAUGCAAUGAAUUUUGCAUGUUUAUAAUAAACCUUAAUAACAAGUGAAUCUAUAUUAUUGAUAUAAUCGUUUCAAGUGUAAAGAGAGUAUUACAAUAAUUUUAUAAGACACAACUGUGCUAUAUUUGUGAAAGUCCUCCUUUCUAAUCUGCUUUUACGAUUAAGUUUUAGCUGAAUUCUUUACUGCUGUGCUUCCUCGCUCCCCCUCCCCUGUACCUGGGCACUGUCCCAGAGAUAUUAAUUUGUUCAUAUGGAUCUAAUUUCAGAAAUGAAUGGCUACUUUACCUGGUCAAUUAGGCUUUUACUAUAAAUGUAUGUGUAUAUAUUUAUAUAUAUAUAUUUGAUUGUAGCCGCAAACAAAAGUUUUGUGGGGUUAUUUUCGGGAUGAGACUCUUAGCUUCUCAAUGUUAUCUUCCAUUUGGGGUCCUCUGCCACUCUUCCUCUUGGGGACAAUGGGACGUGUCACCUCCAGUGUGCCCGGUAUGUUGGUGCAAGUGUGGCAUCGUCACAGCCUCGCGCUGAACUUUUUGUGUUUGUUUGCUGUGCUCUUCCCUUCAGCCAUGUGACCACUGGGGAGUCUGGGUGGGAGGGAUGGGAGACUCCCUGCUGGCCAUGUGUUCCUGGUCACACCAGGGGCGAGCUGUCUGCCCUGCCGCCCCGUGUUUGCGCCAGCACACACAGACUCCAGGAGACCAAGCUUGGUCCAGCCCCAAGCACGGCCACGCCCUGUGGGUACCAGCAGCCGCUUUCCAGGGGCUGCAGAUCCCCUCCCAGUCUCUAAGGAGCACUUCUUUGGCGAGAUACCCUUCAGUGCGAGGUGCCCAGAGGGGCCAGGCUUCUAAAACAAAAAGACAAAGUCAGAAUUGGAGUAGUUAUCAGUCCUGGCAGAGAGCUGCUCUGUUUCCUCCCCCGAGCUGCUUCCUCUGGCUCUUUGCCUGAAGUUCAGGUAACACAACCACUGAAGGGUCUUGGAAGUGAGAGGCCUGGGUGCUGGAGACCUGUGUGGAGGAAGCGAGGGAGCAGGGUCUAGUCCUGACCAGAAAAGAGCAGUUUCUUCUGCCAUCUUUUAGGGACCUUAGACAUCUGAAUUCAAAGGGGCCCGGCUUUGUCCCUACAGUCCUGCCAGUCAGCACACGUUCUGGGGAGCACAUCCUGACCAGGUGCUCCUUGUUUGGCCC